GCUGCUCGGCGCAGGGCAACGACUGGGCCGCCCGCGCCGGGGCGCACUGCACCAGAGGCUUCGGCUUGGUGGAUGUGUAUGCAUGAGUUCUGCACCGAAUGGGCGCAAAAAGCGCCCCAGCCGGUCCACCCGCUCCUCGAUCUUUCAGAUCAGCAAGCCCCAGCUGCAGAGCGGGGAGUGGGAACGCAGGGGCAGCGGCUCCGAGAGCGCCAGCAAGACCCAGCGAACCCUGGACGACUGCAAGAUGCUUGUCCAAGAGUUCAACACGCAAGUGGCCCUGUACAGAGAGUUGGUCAUUUCUAUCGGGGACGUCUCUGUCAGCUGCCCCUCACUCCGGGCGGAAAUGCACAAGACCAGAACCAAAGGCUGUGAAAUGGCCCGUCAGGCGCACCAAAAACUUGCUGCCAUCUCAGGGUGUCAUGCUCACUCAUGUGGUUGAGAGGAUUAAGGGAGCCGGUAUGUGGUGCCCAGCCUGUCCAUGGCACUCCGCCAGUCCCAGGCUGCUCUGAGACUGGAACCCAGGUCUCUCACUCCCCGCUCUAGUGCCUGUUCCAUCAACCACAUCACUUCCUGAGAAGGAAGAGAGAGGAGCACAGCACACCAGCCAGGAGUGACCUGGAGGAGCCCAUCUCCUCCAGCAAACCCAAGCGCUUGUGCUAUGGCUGGUGAGCUAGUGGCUUGGAUUCCUUUUCCUGCACUGCUUCUGUGAUGGCUACUGCACUGUACUUUCUCCACUGCCUUCUGCUUGUGUCUGCUGAUGAGAGUGAACAGUGAAGUUGAAGUUUGAUAAUGUGAGAGGCAGUACAUUGUGUAAUGGGAAAGAGCACUGACCCUAAACCAGAGCAGACCUGGUUAAAAUUAGGGACAUAGACCUACUGAUAUGCAAGUUGCUUCACAGAGUGGUAAUUGGUAGCCUGGUACCUUGGCUAAGUACAUAGACUUCAGAGCUAACCUGCUGGUGUUCACAUUUUAGCUGCACCAUUUACAAAUAGUGUGAUUGUGGACAAAGAUAUUGUUUCUCCUUGCCUCAGUUUUCUAGUCAGCAAAAUGGGCUUAAUAAGUAACAGGACCCAAGUGUAUGGUAUUAUGAUGAUUAAAUUAACAUCCAUCAAGCACUUAAAAGACAGUAAAUGCUAUUAUUGUCAGUGUAAUUAUGAAUAUGAUUUAAAAUUUAAGUGGUCAACAUGCAUUUAUAUAAAAGUAUAUUUAUCCAUCAAAUAUUUUUCAA
Messenger RNA from Myotis davidii, 1228 nucleotides. RefSeq names its product regulator of G-protein signaling 7-binding protein-like. The transcript has 3 exons. Gene Ontology annotation, biological process: G protein-coupled receptor signaling pathway. The record is from RefSeq and is a predicted model, not a curated record. Bases 83 to 439 code for a protein of 118 amino acids. NCBI's taxonomy places the organism in Eukaryota, Metazoa, Chordata, Mammalia, Chiroptera, Vespertilionidae. Gene Ontology annotation, cellular component: nucleus; postsynapse; neuron projection.